Messenger RNA from Entrophospora candida, 2090 nucleotides. The record is from the annotation of a GenBank genome assembly. NCBI's taxonomy places the organism in Eukaryota, Fungi, Glomeromycota, Glomeromycetes, Entrophosporales, Entrophosporaceae.
AAAUAGGCAAUAUUCUUUCAGGAAUAUUUAAUGUAAAAAUUGACAACAGUGAUGAAAUUGUUCAAUAUUUUCAAGAGAUAAUUGAUACAAUUGGUGUUGGAGUAAAAGAAAUCAAUGAUACUAAUCCUGAUUUAGUUCCAUUGGAACGUGAUAGAGAAAGUAAUUAUCAGGUUUUAAAUGCUUCUGGAAUACGUGCUUUAGCAAGUUUUGUUAAAAGCAAGCAAAAUUCUGAAAAUUUCGGAGGCUUAGUCCAAUGCAUAGAUAAAAAAAACCAGAAUGUCAUAUGGUUAUGUAGUGAGCAUCGAAAUGAUAAUGAUUAUACACUUAAAGAUGAACCACAAUCUCCACACUCUCCACAUCCAUCCAAUCGAAAUUUAACUCUUAUGUAUGGUUCUCAUUUGCAUCAACCAUCCUCUCCACAUCCAUAUCUUCCAACCUCUCCAACCCCUCCAACCUCUCCACCCCCUUCUAUUCAACCUUCCCGCAAUUUUACACUUGGUUCAACACAUUCAUUCAACAAUAAUCAAAGUUACUAUAAUAAUAAUGGUCAUGACAAUUACCCAAAUUGUGAAUAUGAUGGUCCAUUUUCAUCACAACCUAUUUCAAGAUCAGAUUCUAGAGAGUCAUCAUUAAUUAUGGAUAUUAAUUACCCAGUUCCAUUAAUAUAUUUUGUUAAUGACAUCCUUAUAGAUGUUCUUAAUAAUGCAUUAUCAUCUGAUUGUGCUCAUUUUGGCAUUGAUGAUAUUAAAAAAGAGACACACAACAUGCGUGAAAAUUUGGCAGGUCUUGCACCAUUUUAUCAGAAUUGGCUUAACAGUCAACAAAAAAGGCUCUUAAAUACCAUAUUAAAAAGGUAUAUUGUUGGUUAUGUUUAUUUUUUAACAAUGAUUUAUCGAUAUUGUUAUGUAAAAUUGACACACAGAUUUAGGAGUCGAACAAUUCAUUGUUUUAGUGAUCUACCUGUUGUUCAUAAAAUUAUUAAAGUAACUGAUGCAUUGAAUGAAUUUUAUGCUGAGUCAAAAAUAUGUUUGGAAAAAAAUGAUCGAAAAGGCAUUGAACAAAAUUUAAACAAACUUGAUUCAAGUUCCAAGAUUUUAAAUAAAUAUUCUCAAUAUAAUAAAUUAAUGAAGAAUAAUGCUUUAAAAGAAUGGUAUAUAAUCAUGAUAAAAAAUAGAGUGUUAAAAGGGAAUAUUCCUGUUUUUGGGAAAGAGUUAGAUCCUGAAUGUUUUAAUGAUGAGGAUAAUAUAAAUUGCAUAGAGAAGGAAAUUUAUAUGUAUAGUGAACAGAAUUUGAAUGAAUCAGAUUAUAUUUUAAAAUUUCUAGGGUUCACUGUAGACAAAUUCAAACCAAUACUUCAUUAUGAAUAUGCUAACUAUGGAAAUUUGUAUGAGUAUUUAAAAAACAACCAAACUUUGCCUGAAAAUGAAAAACUGACUUUGGAUGCCAAACUAAAUUUGUCAUUAGAUAUAUGUUUAGGACUUGAAUUUCUACAUGAGAAACACAUUCUGCAUUUAGACUUGAGAAGCAGCAAUAUAUAUCUGUUUAAAAAUGGAUAUGAGAAUGAAUUUCUAAAGCCAAAAAUUUCCAAUUUUUUAUACAGUGUAGAUACAUUGAAUAACCACACAACUGUUAAACCAUGUUUACCAAAAAGUAUUGAAAAUCAAGUCAGGAAAAGAUGGCAUGAACCACAACGUUUAAAAAAUGAAAAGUACAAUUGCACAUUUGAAUCAGAUUAUUAUAGUUUGGGGAUGUUACUUUGGGAGAUAUUUCAUGCGACAGGAGCUUUGCCAUAUGAAAAAAUAAAAAUUGAGAAUUUAUAUGAACACUUGAGAUCUAAAAAUGGGCCUGAAAGUUUGCCAAAUAAUUUACUAGAACAGUUAUAUGAACAUUUGAAAAAUGGGUAUGAAGGUUUUCCAAAAAAUUUACAUAAAUCUCUGAUAUCUAAAAUAACCAAGUUAUGGGAGUAUAAUAUUAAUGGACGGACAACUGUAACUGCUAUGAUUGCAACAUUAAGAAGAUUUAAUAAGAAAAAGAGAACAACUUCCUCAUCAACAAGAUGUACAAUUUCUACAAUUUCUACAUUUUCAACA